GUGCUUCUUUUAUUAUUUAUGUCACUUUACCCUCUCUAGUGGCAGCUAAGAUGGAUUCUUUGCACAGACACCGCUCACUUUAUAAAGGAACCACUCCGCCAUGGAAGGAAACGUACCGCCAGCGCUGUGUGGACAGACUGAAAAACAGCCGGACAAGGCUGCUGGAGAGGUAUCGGCAGAUGGGGAGAGCCCGCAGCGGAUCGGCUGCGGGGCCUCCAUCAUCGUCCAGGAGGUGAUGGAGGAGGAGUGGAGCGCUCUGCACUCCGAGGACCGGAGGCUGCCCUCGAUGUGGGGCCCAAAGGGCAUGGAAGAGCAAAUGUUUGGUGUAAUGAAUGAGUACGAUGAACUGGCAGUACUGGAAGAAAUCCAACAGGAGCUGGUGUCUCAUGAAAUGUCUAUUAUUGAAGAGUACGAGAGGAACCUUCAGUUUGAGCAGCAGUACAUAUCGUCUGUUGUGGAGGGGAUGGAGGACACGUAUAUUAUUUGCCCCAUAUGUCACAUAAACAACUUGAACAUCAACAGCCAUUUCUUCUCCUGCCCCUGUGGACUGUACCAUAACACCAAGAAACAGAACGUCACCCCUGACGUCCUGAGGAGUCUCCUGGAGUCCAAGGUGUCGGAGCACAUGGAGGACUGUCUCCACAACCCUGUUUUCUCCGUAGCUCCCGACACAGACGGCUCUCCCAACCUCAUGAUGAGCUGCAAGGUUUGUGACUACCUGUCCAUUGUCCUGUGAAAGCAGACACAGCUGUUAUAAGUGACUUAACUUUUGAUAUUGGAUUUUUAUUUGAUUGUUUUGUUUUUUGUGAAAUAAAUACAAUCUUUUUUGUAAAAUAUUUAA
Molecule: messenger RNA, 841 nt
Organism: Pseudoliparis swirei
Lineage: Eukaryota; Metazoa; Chordata; Actinopteri; Perciformes; Liparidae
Gene: rpain
Product: RPA interacting protein
Exons: 7
Coding region: 101-736 (211 amino acids)
Biological process (GO): protein import into nucleus
Cellular component (GO): nucleus; PML body
Source: RefSeq, a predicted model, not a curated record